UGGGAGAAAGGGCACACUAUUACUCGAACUUUGGACCGCAGCAUGCAAUGCUCUGGGAGCCAACAGCAUGGUGGAUGACCUCCAGCAUGCGGCCGUCACAGCUGGACCUGACGCUCGUGGCCAUCCGUCGUUUGUAACUGAGGGUAAUGACCAGACAUAGAACCAACCCUGGAGAUGCCGAAGAGAAGAGAUAUUCUUGCCAUCGUGUUGAUUGUGUUACCAUGGACCCUCCUCAUCACUGUGUGGCACCAAAGUGCAAUUGCCCCCCUGUUUGCCAUCCGAAAGGUCUGUCACCAUCUAGUAAAAGAGAUCUUAAUCAUACCAGAGCGUCUAACCAUCCACCGGCAACGGCUAGCAGAUGACGGGACAGAGACUAGGCACGACACUGGCCCAGCCACGGACUCAAAGGAAUAUUGCUCACAGGACAAGGACAUAGUGGAGGUGGUCCGUACAGAAUACGUGUACACAAGACCUCCUCCCUGGUCUGAUGUAUUGCCCACCAUCCACGUCAUCACGCCGACAUACAGCCGCCCCGUGCAGAAGGCCGAGCUAACACGAUUGGCUAACACCUUCCUCCACGUGCCCAACCUGCACUGGAUUCUGGUGGAGGACUCUCAGAGGAGAACUCCUCUAGUCACGAGGCUUCUGAGGGAAACGGGGCUGAACUACACACACCUCAAUGUGGAGACCCCACGGAACUAUAAGCUGCGAGGGGACACGAGAGAUCCCAGGAUUCCACGUGGCACCAUGCAGAGGAACCUGGCUCUGAGAUGGCUACGGGAGACCUUCAACUCCAACAGCAGCCAGGCAGGAAUCGUCUAUUUUGCAGAUGAUGAUAAUACAUAUAGCUUGGAGCUGUUUGAGGAGAUGCGAUCAACUCGUAAAGUAUCAGUGUGGCCUGUAGCAUUUGUUGGAGGUUUACGAUACGAGUCUCCAAAGGUCAAUGCAGCAGGAAAAGUGUACGGGUGGAAAACAGUAUUCGACCCUCACCGGCCCUUUGCCAUCGACAUGGCAGGGUUUGCCAUCAACCUGCGACUCAUUCUGUUUAAGCCUCAGGCCUACUUCAAGUUACGAGGGGUGAAGGGAGGCUACCAGGAGAGCAGCCUUCUCAGAGAGCUGGUCACUCUCAGUGACCUGGAACCCAAAGCGGCCAACUGCACUAAGAUUCUUGUGUGGCACACACGGACAGAAAAACCUGUCCUGGUGAACGAAGGAAAGAAAGGCUUUACAGACCCAAACGUGGAGAUCUGACAUCUGCUUCAGUGUAGGGAAGCUUCCAGAAGGACCCAAAAGGGGAUUGCAGGGAGAUAUUACCUAAUACCACAUUUUUGAACAGUUUGGAUGCUUUUUCCUGUAAACCACAACUAAACAAGCUCAACAAUAUGGACCUAUUAUUCUAAAGCACAGAUUAGUCUUUUUUUAAGGCAAUAUCAUCAGUAUUUUGCAAGAACAAAACCAGAGAGCACUAGACAGAAAGGAAAAUGUUAUGUAAAUUGAUGAGGGAACAUAUGAGAACUGCUAAAACUCCUCACUUCCAUGGAUUUAUAAACUCUGGAUGAAGAAGAGACACAAAAAAUGGUCAAAACAGUCUCAGAGACUGACCAAGAGCGAACAGUCAUCCAUUUAUGAACCUUGAUGUUCCUUCAUGUCUAACGGAUUGAUACAUAAACAUUAAGAAGGGAAUGUCUUCUUUUUACAUAAUGUAUUGUAUUUUAAGUUUAUGUUUUUGUCGUUUACAUUACUGUCUUGCUAGCACAGCACUACUGAUAUUUUGCCUUAGUUCAAAUUCAGCAUCACUUUGCAGUAUUAAACCAGUUCUAUCAUAUACCAGUGCUAGCUGAUAUACUGGAUUUAGAGAUUACAAAGUUGUAACACAGUUCUCAUGACUAAGACCUAAAUGAUAUGAAUAGCACUUGAAUUUGUUCCUGUGCGUCCAUUGUUCCUGUUAGGACAUGCGUUGUAAAUAUAAUUUAAAGAUGAACAAUCAGAGACUUUAAAAUAAAGUGUUCUAGCAUUCAACAGAACAAACAAUGUAACUACUGUAUUUGUACUUCUGUUUAAAGUAAGAAUCCAUAGUUUAUAUUACAACUUCUAUAAAACUUCACAAAUGUUCACAGUGGUUAUACCAAAGGAGACAGAACUGAUGGGUAGGAUUUCACAAUGUUAGUAUUCAAUAUUAAUUGGGCUAGUCUCAGAGAGCAGCACAGAGCUCGCCUUAGUAAAUAUUCAGAUGUAUUUAUAUGUCAAACCGAAGCUUUGGGCUUUGCAGAGGGGAUCUGUCAUGAAGACAUGUUGCUGUACUAAUGAAGCUAAUACUGAGACACCUGGGAAUCUAGAGUGAACAAAAUGUCUUUGCAUAAAGCAAAGCUAUUUUCUUAUAUCAAAAACUGUGUAUAUUGAAUAUUUAAGGCACAUCACUGAAAUUGCAUGUGCAAAAAAUCUUAACCUGUACUAAUAUUAUGAUAAAUCUAGCUUGAUUAUCAUUACACUAAAUUAGUGAAUUUAAGCCACCUUUUCACUGCUUACGUCAGAUUAUGGACCCAAAUUUGUUAGCAAUGGUUCUCCAUUGGGACCUCAAGUGAUACCAUUGGCUUAAAGAACUUUUAAUGGUACUCUCUUUAGCGCCGGAUUACAAUUACUACAAAAUCAUGUUAUAUGUCAUUCGAAGUCUGUUUUAGUAAGCUAGUUAGACUAGCUUAGCAAACAGAUUAAUUUUAUCAUUUUAUUAAAGGAUGGCUUUGCCAAUUUUCAACCAGGAUUGCAUCAUUACAAUGUUGUAAUGAAGUAGUAUACUGUAUGUAUGGUUAAUAACCAAAUGACACAUUUUGCGUCAUUCGACAGACAUUUCCAGACAAAUAAAUGGGGAUAUCUGGGUGCAGGUAACAUGGAGAAGGAGUACAAAUCAUGUUCAUUUACAUAUACUAACAACAUUGUAACAAUAUAAAGCUGGUUGAAAAUUGCGUAAAUUGAAUUAAUGUAAACUAUCGAUAAUUAAAAAAAAAAAAAACUCUGUAGAAUAGGCAUCAGUAAUAAAUAAACAUAAUUAUUCACGCUGUUUCUAUUCUCCAAAAUUAGUCUUUUUACUGCAUGUUUUCAGCUAUUCAUUAACUGUAGGGUAAACGCUUGUGCUGUUACGCUUCUUUACUGGAGACGUGAACAGAAACACGGUAGCUUCACAAACAAAUGCUAUUCCAACUCCCAAUAGGGGAACAAGUGCGUAGUCAAUGAAAAGGUGGCUUUAAGCCCAAAGUAUACUCAGCUUUUUAUGCAUAUGCUAAGAUAUGUGUACAGUGUGCUUGAUGUGAAUAUCAUAAUCAACAUCACUAAGUAUUUGCGCCAAAACCCAAAGUAUACUUUGGGGAUAAGUCCAGAGACAGCAACAAUAAACAAGCACUUUAAUGAAUACAUACCCGGCACUCUUGUUAAAAUGAGUACAAAGACAAGUUUAUCGGUCAUAACUUCUGGAAAGAAAUGGCGCAGACACUAGACAAGAAAGAAACAUUCUAGUGUGCAUGUUUGGAGUAUAUUUUGAAAGCGUUUGCAUCAAAAAUAAAGUAUACUUUGGGCUUUAAACUGGCUUAGAAGAAGCAACUGUACAUUGCAGCCCUCUAUAAUGAACACACUGUAAACACUUGUAUCAUGAAAAAUACAUAUACUUCUUAACCCUGAGCACAAAAGUAAAAAAGGAAAGAAAGUAAGCAAAUAAGCAAGCAAGCCCUCCAGUUGUUUCAUCUGGAAAACACAUUUACGGGUAGAUGUCGGGUUAUUUGUGGCUAUACAUAAGCAGUGUUUAUUUAUAUUUUACAUUAUAAAGCACAAAUAGUUCAUAUGUUUGACCAUAGAACAUUAUUUGAGGAACAGAAGUUUUCCUCUCAGUUCAUUCUCGCUUUAUUUGGGUGUCAUUGAAAGAUUUGAAAGGGUUAGUAAUUCUUGUACUGUCACUUUAACAACCCAUAAUUAGCUCAUCAAUCAGUUUUAAAGCAUAGGGUGCAUAGCACAUGUUUAAUGGGAUAAAACUUUUCAAACUUUGAUGACAUAACCACUUCCUUCUGGGAUGUGAUGGAUUAUGGCUGUAAGACAUUUAAAAAAAAAGCGACUCCUCAUUUCUUUGUUAUUUCUGAAGUUUGUGCGAAUCAAAGUCUUCUGUGAGCACACACAUAAUAACACACAGCUCUGCGCUCUUAUCUACGGCUAACAAAGUACCACAACCCUACUGAGUUUCAAAAGCCUCUUGAGCUCACGGAGGCCUUCAAAACGGCCAGACAAUACACAUGCAGACUAAUGAAGGACAGGGGACUGUCAUUAAACUGAAAGACUGAAUUUUUUUACCUUCUCUUUUAUUCAGUAAUUAGCAAGGCAAUCAGUCCAUUAAAAGAUGAAAACCAUAGAAAAACGAGGACAUUAUUGUAGCAUUUAGACUGUCUGAAAUGCAACCAUUUUUAUGGAGACACUUGCAGUAGCUUUAAUUUGAUUCACAUCUGUGUUUCCAGUAUUUCAUUAGUCUGUGGUUCAUAGGGGUCAAAUUCUCUGCCAGGUUUGUUUUCCUUUCAUGCUCUUAAAAACCACAUCCAUCCUUUCUUUCCACAUUCACCUCCAGAGCACAUGAGUGCAUGUAUACUAACUGCAAGACAAUUACCAUGGCACCUGUUAGUUGCUUAAACGGUGAUGCUGAGAUAAAAUUGUUUGCUUUAGAACCAGAACACAUAGCUGAGGCAAAGCCAAGCAAACCAUAAAGAUGACAUAUGAACAUGUGAAUUCAUUCGUCAAGAAAUUGCCUUCUAGCCUGUUUCUUUUUCGCAGCUGCAUCUGUUUUGUGUCAGAUGCUGCUACAAACUCCCCACUUUAUGUAUUGUUGAAGAAAAACAACUGUUGUACGAGGUUUAUGUAUUUAUUCUAUAUUGACAUAUUUAUGUAUUUAUUUACAUUACAACGUCUUUUCUUAUGGAGCUGAACUUCCGCUUAAAUAUGAAAUGCCUGUGUUUAUUUCAUGAAACACUGGCUCAGCUCACAAACAGCACAGACCCAUUGUUGUUUUCUCAUAUUGCUACUGAACUGGGACUUGAUUGAUGACCUAACAAAACAGGCGGCUCAUUAAAAAGCUGUUAACGAAACCGAUGUAGGUUAUGACCUCCGACACAAGCCUCCAGUAAUCAAGGACAUCUCUCCUGAUUUCCAAUCUGAUUCCGAACCACAUUAGCACCGUUGUAUAAAUAUCCAGAAUCAUGCCAGGCUGUUUGGUCAUCUAUUUUUGUAAAAGUGAUCAGGUUUUCCAUUUUGCCCACUGAGUACUUUGCUAAAAAUUAGUAUGUUUGCCCGAAAACACCCACCUUCAUCUUCCCUCUUGCAAGACGAAACAUUUCUGCAUGUUGCUCUUGUAAAUGUUCUUCUUUUUGUUCCACGGAUCAUCUCCGAACGAAAAAGAUUAAAAAUGUCAGAAUAUAAUAAAUGUGUUAGGA
Molecule: messenger RNA, 5456 nt
Organism: Cyprinus carpio (common carp)
Lineage: Eukaryota; Metazoa; Chordata; Actinopteri; Cypriniformes; Cyprinidae
Product: galactosylgalactosylxylosylprotein 3-beta-glucuronosyltransferase 1-like
Exons: 8
Coding region: 175-1251 (358 amino acids)
Biological process (GO): chondroitin sulfate proteoglycan biosynthetic process; carbohydrate metabolic process
Cellular component (GO): Golgi membrane
Molecular function (GO): galactosylgalactosylxylosylprotein 3-beta-glucuronosyltransferase activity
Source: RefSeq, a predicted model, not a curated record